AUGGCUGAUCGAUUGACACAACUUCAAGAAGCAAUUGACGAGCUCGCUCUUCAAUUCGUCGCAUCGCUCGUAUGGAUUAACAAGCACCAUGACUACCAAACUCUCAGCCCAACCGACAUGGUCCGAAAAGAUACCAAGAAGGACGAGUCCGGCGAAGCAUUGCCAAAUGAAGACGGCUUAGAGCCAUUACCUGCGGACAAAUUCAAAGAAGGCCAGCUAGAAUUAGCCCGGGAUCUCAUCAUCAAAGAGCAGCAAAUUGAGGUGCUUAUAUCUGCACUGCCGGGACUGGAAGACAGCGAGACCAAGCAGCACCAGACGAUCCUAAGAUUGGAGCAAGAAUUGAAAGAAGAAGAAGAGAGGAGAAAAGAGGCUUUGAAGGAAAAAGAGGCUGUUCUGGCUAGGUUGGAGGGAGUUAUAAGGAGUGUGAAGAGACCGUGA
Molecule: messenger RNA, 438 nt
Organism: Botrytis deweyae
Lineage: Eukaryota; Fungi; Ascomycota; Leotiomycetes; Helotiales; Sclerotiniaceae
Exons: 3
Coding region: 1-438 (145 amino acids)
Biological process (GO): regulation of transcription by RNA polymerase II
Cellular component (GO): mediator complex
Molecular function (GO): transcription coregulator activity
Source: RefSeq, a predicted model, not a curated record